AUGUCUCUUUCUGCCUUUUUUGCACAGCCGUUCGGUGGGGAUCGUGGCGCUGUUGGCGUUUAUCGACCAUUCUAUCACUCACGAGCAAAAAAAAUCGGGCCAAUAGAUGCGAUGGAGAGCGAUGUUCUCCUUCGGGAGGGAGUAUUUUUGAAGUCGCUUAACGCGUUCGCAGCGUCCUGCCAAAAUAAAUCUAAUUGGUAUUUAAGGCGGGAGGGUAGACUACUGGACGGCAUUCACCUCCAGAACUACUCGCUUCAGACGCCACCUCCUCGAACUCACAAUGUGCUACCGACAGGUCAACAGCAUUAUGCACGUCUGUGGCCAUGGCCACCCUCAGUCAGACAUACGGGUGCGCCUCAGUCGAUUGCAAUUCCCCUACCUGCCGAUACAGUAGCAAUCAUGGUGCUGCUUAUUUUGACGGCCGCCCCUGGCUUUCACCUCAACCAUCUACUCCGAUUACGCGUGGAUCCCACCAUGGCCGACCUCCCUUCACUACUCCUCGCGUCGCUCAACCCCGACACCCGCAAGCAGGCAGAACAAAAUCUCACCGCUUUUAGCACACAGCCCGGGUUCCUGACCCACCUCCUGAGCCUUGUACUCGAACAGUCCCAAGAUCGCGCCGUAAGGCUGUCUGGAAGCGUGUACCUGAAGAAUCUCGCGAAACUUAGAUGGGAGGAGGACGUCCAACCCCUCAAUGAACAAGACAAAGCCACAUUGCGCUCGCAAUUAGUGCCUGCCAUGCUCACCCUGUCGUCCCCAGCGGACAAGGCUAUCCGUGCUCAGGUGGCAGAGUCCGUGUCCCUGAUCGCAGAGCUCGAUUUCCCGGCAAAGUGGGAGAACCUCAUUGAUCAACUGGUGUCGUCGCUCUCCGCGACCGACUACAAUGUCAACGUUGGCGUGUUGCAGACCGCCCAUUCGAUCUACCAGCAAUGGCGCGCUCAUGUCCGCUCCGACCAACUCUUCACCGAGAUCAACCUCGUCCUAUCCAAGUUCAUGGAGCCGUUCAUGCAGCUCUUUAGGCAAACCGCGGCUCUCCUUCUUACGAACCCUAGUCCGAACCCAACUCUCACUUCGCCCAAGGAGAAAUAUGUCGCUCUCGCACAGGUCAUGGUCCUACUUGUCGAUAUUUACUACGAUUUUACCUGCCAGGACCUGCCGCCGGCGAUCGAAGAUAGCCACGAAGAGUUCUUCGCGCCCGGGACCGGAUGGUUCCAGGCGUUCUUGCCAUGGGAUCCGGCUGACCUAAGAGGCGAUCCAGACGACACCACGCCUUCAUUGACCUCUCAAAUAAAGACAGGUAUCUUAGAGAUUGCUGAGCUUUUCAUCAAACUGUAUCCCGAACAACUACAAAAAACGCCCGCUGUCGAAACGAUCGUGCAAAGUGUCUGGUCCCUCAUUGGGUCCAACAAACUGCCGGGAGUCUCGGACGAUGCUCUUGUUUCCCAAUCCCUACGGUUCAUCUCAACAGCCAUCCGCUCCGGGUACUACAAGUCCCUCUUCUCCGCCAAAGAGACCAUAUCAUCCCUUGUCCAAGGCGUCGUAGUUCCGAAUGUCUCCCUACGCGAGCAUGAUGUUGAGCAGUUCGAGGAUGACCCGCUCGAAUUCAUUCGUCUCGACCUCGCGACCUCCUCCACCGGCCCUGGCGCGGAUCUGGCAACGCGAAGCCAGGCAGCGGCGGACGUCCUUCAGGCGUUAGUGCAGAGUGGUUACGAGGCUGAAACGACGGAGAUUGUCGGCGUGUGGGUCAACACUGGUCUAACGGAGUAUGCGGCCAAUAAAGAGGAGAAUUGGAAGGCAAAGGAUAGCGCGGUGUAUUUGUUAAAGGCUAUUGCGACGAGAGGGUCGACGACACAGCAUGGUGUGACGUCGACGAAUGCGCUGGUUGAUGUUGUCAAGUUCUUCUCCGAUCACGUUUUCGAAGACCUGCAGGCUGCCUCAGGAACGGUGCAUCCGAUCUUGCAGGUCGAUGCUAUUCGAUUUUUGUUGACGUUCAGGAACCAGCUAACAAAACCACAACUUCUCUCCGUUCUGCCCUUGCUUGCUCGUCAUCUCCGCUCGGAAAACUAUGUCACGUAUACUUAUGCUGCUAUCACCAUUGACCGUAUUUUGUCGAUAAGACAAGGAAAUCAGAUAUUGUUCGCCCAAGUCGACAUCCACGACUCUGCCUCCGACUUGCUCGAUGCACUAUUGUCUAAGGUCGAAGCAGCCCGCACACCCGAGAAGGUAGCGGAAAACGACCAUCUGAUGAAAUGUGCUAUGCGCGUCAUCGUCACAGCCCGCCAGACUCUGACCCCUACAUACGAGCAGGUGCUCAAUCGCCUCGUCACGAUCUUGGGCGUUAUCUCCAAAAAUCCCAGUAAUCCUCGUUUUGAUCAAUUUAUCUUUGAGAGCAUCUCUGGGUUAAUGAGGUUCGUUGUGGCUGGUUCUCCGACGACCUUGGCUACCUUCGAGCGAACACUCUUUGGGCCAUUUACCAUCAUCAUCCAGCAGGAUAUCGAUCAAUACAUACCCUAUGUCUUCCAAGUCCUCGCCCAGAUGCUUGAACUUCAUCGCGGAGGCGCACUGCCAGCCGAAUACAGAGGGUUGAUUCCCCUGCUGGUGACCCCUGCCGUGUGGCAGGAGAAGGGCAGCAUCCCGGGGCUUGUCCGACUCCUGAAAGGGUUCCUAGCUCAGGAUAACGUACAGAUGCACGGAGCAGGCCAGAUUGCAUCGGUCCUGGCGGUCGUGCAGCAGAGGUUGAUCCCUUCGAAGCUGCAUGAUGCAUGGGGUGUUGAAUUGUUGGAAUCUGUGGUUUUGAAUACGAGACCAGCUAAUCUUCAGCAGUACAUCAAGCCAAUGUUCAUGACACUGCUAACGAGGGCACAUGCGAACAAGACGGACAAGUUUUCGUAUCUGUUCGCCAAGUUCAUCCUGUACUGUACGGCAAUCAAGGUGGAUGGGUUGACUCCGGAUUAUUUCAUCAAGACUGUCGAGGAGAUCCAAGCAGGGCUUUGGUACCAGCUCCUCGUCAACUUCGCCAUCCCUCAAGCACCGAAAUUCCCGCACAAGGAGCGCAAGUUGGCAGCCGUCGGUAUCACGCGUAUUCUCUGCGAGAGUGAUCUCAUGGUUCAAGAACCAUCUGCACGAGCUUGGACCGACCUGUAUGGUGCUCUCGGGAAGCUCUUCACAGAGCCACAACAUUUUGAGAAAAAGGAGGAAGCAGAUGAUGUUGCGAUCACCGCCAUCGACUUUGAGGAACAAGCAGCUGGGUACCAGGCAGCAUAUUCCCGCCUGGCUGCUUCCGAGACAACAGAGCUCGAUCCUGUCGCCUAUGUUCAGAAUCCGAUGGAGUUCCUUCACCAGGGUCUUGGAAGAGCAAAGGCGAAGCACGGCCAGAUACAAGCUCUCAUGAAUGCGGUUCCUGGACGAAUCGGUUGA
This is a messenger RNA of Cyclocybe aegerita, 3417 nucleotides long. NCBI's taxonomy places the organism in Eukaryota, Fungi, Basidiomycota, Agaricomycetes, Agaricales, Hemipholiotaceae. The record is from the annotation of a GenBank genome assembly.